Molecule: messenger RNA, 231 nt
Organism: Bursaphelenchus okinawaensis
Lineage: Eukaryota; Metazoa; Nematoda; Chromadorea; Rhabditida; Aphelenchoididae
Source: the annotation of a GenBank genome assembly
AUGUUUGAUAAUCAGAAGGAGAGAACGUCUUUGACCUAUGCCAAGAUGAUUGACUUGGUAAUAUGGUUUCACAGGCUUCACGAUUCGGAUCAAAUUCAGAAGGUUGAGUACAAUGACUUGAACUUGAUGUACAAUGAAUGUGUCAUGGCGUUUACUAGGGUCGUGGAGAAGAUUGAUGUCAAAGAGCGACAAGAGGCUUCUAAAAGGAUCUGUGAGCUGCUUGGUUCGUAA